GGAGGCGGGGCCGCGGCCGCUGACCCGCCGCAGUUGCCAGCCUGGAGGCUCCGAGCUGCUGAGGUCUCCCUCAGUCCAACGGAGGAUGCCGGUUCGGCUCCCGGGGGUCAUGGGAGACUGAGUGGAGACCGGGGACUUUGCGAGUUGAAGCCUAGACCACGGGAAGCUGAGCCGCCACCUAAAGUGGACUCCGAGACCGCUGGAGCGGGGCGCCGCGCGGGAACCAUCGGCCAAGCGAGUGAGCGUGCACUCCGAAGGUUUCCGCAGGCCUGGUGUCCAAGCUUCCCCUGAGUGUGGACUGGGGGAUUAGGGACUUGGUGCGAUGAGGAGUCGGAGUAACUCAGGGGUCCGCCUGGACGGCUAUGCUCGGCUGGUGCAUCAGACCAUCCUGUGCCAUCAGAAUCCAGUGACAGGACUGCUUCCAGCCAGUUAUGAUCAGAAAGAUGCCUGGGUCCGAGAUAAUGUGUACAGCAUCCUGGCUGUGUGGGGUUUGGGCCUGGCAUAUCGGAAAAACGCAGACCGUGAUGAGGACAAGGCGAAGGCCUAUGAGCUGGAGCAGAGUGUAGUGAAGUUAAUGAGGGGACUGCUGCACUGCAUGAUCAGACAG
Microtus oregoni (creeping vole) is the source of this 607-nucleotide messenger RNA. RefSeq names its product phosphorylase b kinase regulatory subunit alpha, skeletal muscle isoform-like. The transcript is spliced from 3 exons. The annotation marks the transcript as partial. Gene Ontology annotation, biological process: glycogen metabolic process. The record is from RefSeq and is a predicted model, not a curated record. Lineage: Eukaryota; Metazoa; Chordata; Mammalia; Rodentia; Cricetidae. Gene Ontology annotation, molecular function: calmodulin binding. Gene Ontology annotation, cellular component: phosphorylase kinase complex.